AUGUUAAAUUCUACAUUUAAUUUCACGAGUCCAAAUUCAAAUUCGAAUUCAAAUUCAAAUUCAAAUUCAAAUUCUGCCACUACCAAAGAUAAAAAACAACCCGAAACUAAAAGAAGAAGGGUUACUCGAGCUUGUGAUACUUGUAGACAAAAAAAAGUUAAAUGUGAUGGUAAACAACCUUGUAUCCAUUGUACCGUUUAUUCAUUUAAAUGUACUUAUGAUGAACCAAAUAUUAGAAAUAAAAAAUAUAUAGGUCCUCCAAAACCUUCUCAACCAAGUGCAGCUGUUUUAAAGGCUGCUGCUGCUCAAGCUGCUCAAAAUGAAAAUAAUCAUAACCUAACUUCAAAUAAUUUAAUUAUAUCUCAACAAAUUAUUAAUGCUUUAUUACCAAAAUUACAAAUUAAUUUAUUUGAUAUAAAUUUAAAAUUUGAUUUGAAUAAAUUUCAGAAAAUUAUUCAAUAUAAAGAAUGUAAAUCGAGUCAUUUUUCAACUUGUAUGGAAGAAAUUACUGAAUUAAUGCAAGAUCCAAAUUUAAUAAUACCUCCAAUUAAUAGACAACCAUCAGUUUCAUCGUCAAUUGAAAAUGAAGAUCCACCAACUGUUCAAUCUCCAAAAGAAAUUAAAUUAUAUUUACCAACUAAAGAAAUUGCAUUACAAUUAAUUUAUACAACAUGGCAAAAAGCCUGUGUAUUAUUUAGAUUUUAUCAUAGACCAAGUUUAUUAGAAGAAGUAGAUUGGUUAUAUUCAAUGGAUCCUUCAAAUUAUGGUGAUCGGCAACAAAAAUUUUUACCAUUUUUAUAUAGUAUCUUAGCUUGUGGGAGUUUAUUUUCAAAAACUCCAUAUGAAAAUUCAACUUUGAAUGAAAAUUUAGAAGAUGAUGGAUUUAAAUAUUUUCUUGAAGCUAGAAAAUUAAUAGAUAUAAGUAAUGUCGGUGAUAUCAAUUCAAUUCAAACUAUUGUUAUGAUGAUUAUGUAUUUGCAAUGUUCUGCAAGAUUAUCUACUUGUUAUUCAUAUAUUGGAAUUGCAUUGAGAAGUGCUUUAAAAGAAGGUUUACAUCGAAAUUUAUCAAUUUUUCAAAAUUCAAAAAGAAAAUUAGAUCCAAUUGAAAUUGAUACAAGAAAAAGAUUAUUUUAUACAAUUUAUAAAAUGGAUAUUUAUAUAAAUUCUUUAUUAGGAUUGCCUAGAAGUAUUAAAGAAGAUGAAUUUGAUCAAGAAUUUCCUGAAGAAUUAGAUGAUGAAAAUAUUACAAGAACUGCUUAUUUAUAUGAAAAACAAGAAGGUAGAUUAUCUUCAGCUGGUUGUGCAAAUCAUCAUACAAAAUUAAUGAUCAUACUAAGUCAUAUAGUUAAAAAAUUAUAUCCUGUAAAAGUUGUGAAUUCAAAUGAAAAAAAUCCACAUAGUGACGAGUUGAGUCCAUCUACUACUACUACUGCUGCUACUACUACUACUUACACCCCAGAUAGAAUACAUGUAAAAGUAUCCGAAUUAGAAUUGGAGAUGAAAAAUUGGUUAGAUAAUUUGCCAAUGGAAUUAAAACCAAUAGAUCCAAAUAAUAAUGAACCGCCAAAUAAAAUACCUGAAAGAUUUCAAUUAGCUAAUUAUUAUUUACAUUUAGCAUUUUUAAAUUGUCAAAUUAUGUUAUAUAGACCAUUUAUUCAUUUUAUAAGUGAUAAUUUAGAAAGUCAUAAUAAUGGUGGUGGAUUACUGGAUCCAAGAUCUUUAAUUAGAGGUAGAAAUUGUAUUAAAGUAGCAAGAAUGGUUGUUAAAUUGGCAAAUAAAAUGAUUGAUCAAAAAUUAUUAAUUGGAACUUAUUGGUUUUCAAUGUAUACUAUAUUUUUCAGUAUUGCUUGUUUAAUAUAUUAUUUUCAUUUUGCAAAUUAUAAUAAUAAUGGAAGUGGUUAUAAUUAUGCUGGUGUUUUAUUUGAUGAUGAUUUAAACAUAGACAUGAUAAAGAAAGAUAUUGAAAUUGGGAAGAAGGUAUUAGAUUGUUUAAAAAAUUCAUCAAACAGUUCCUUAAGAAUUUAUAAUAUUUUGAAUACAUUAUUUGAACAAUUGAAUAGACGAACAGCAUCAAGAUCAAGAAAUAAAUCAUCAACAACAACAACCACUGAAUCAGAAUCAAAUCAAAAUCAUCCAUAUAUUAAUAUGCAAUCUAAAAAUGUUCAAUCAACUUUUAAAAAUUUUGAUAAAAUUAAUCAAUUUGCAAAUCAAACUAAUAACAAUAAUAAUAUUGAAGAAUUAUUUGAUGCUACAAAUUUAGCUAAUUUUCAGUCAGGUAAUGAAAUUCCAAAUAGUAUGCCCAAAAUGGAAAAAUUAUCAAGUAUUGAAGAAGAACAAAAUAAUGAAGAAAUUGGAGAAAUUGCUGGACACAAUUUAACUGCUGAUUAUAUUCCUGGUGUAUUUGAUAAAUUAGAUGCUCAAAUAUUUGGAAAGAUAUUACCUCCAUAUAUGUUGGAAAAAAAUGAAACUAAUCAAAUACAAAACAACAACUCACUAAAUAAUAACAGUUCAAAUGAUCAAGAUUUUUUUAGUGGUGAUGGAAUAAAUUUAGACGAUAUACUUUGGUAUAAAUGCAAAUGA
Messenger RNA from Insectozyma verbasci, 2580 nucleotides. The record is from the annotation of a GenBank genome assembly. Lineage: Eukaryota; Fungi; Ascomycota; Pichiomycetes; Serinales; Debaryomycetaceae.